This is a messenger RNA of Rotaria sordida, 705 nucleotides long. Lineage: Eukaryota; Metazoa; Rotifera; Eurotatoria; Philodinida; Philodinidae. The record is from the annotation of a GenBank genome assembly.
AUGGAACUUGAAAAUUCAUCAUCACUUCCACAUGCUCAUCAACAAAUUCGUUUAGGAGAUAUUCAAGCAUCUAUACAUAAAUGGUCAAAAGCAAUUGAAUAUUAUUUACAUGGAAUAGAAUAUUUUAAAGCGGUUCAAAAUAAUCUAAAUGACGAUAAUUUGAAAUCAAUUAUCGAAGCACAAAUAAUACAAUGUGAAAAAACAAUUCAUUUAUGUCUUUUAAAAGAUCGAUCAGAACAGGCAAUAAAACUUCAACAAGCAGAACGUAUAUCAAAAAUGACUCGUGCACAUUCAACAUCAAAUUUAAAAUCUUCAACAAAAUCAAAUAGCAUGAGACCAAGACAUAAUACAUUACAAUUAGAAAAUACAGUCAUGUUAGGUGGUCAAGGUGGUAUGGAUUCAUUUGCUGCAUUUAUUUUUCCAAAAAAUCAUAAUACUGAUGAAACAAGUCCAACACAAACACCAAUAAAUGCAAAGAAAAAUAAAAAAAAGGAUUCACAUAAAUUAGAAGAAUUACAAAUGAGUUAUGCAGCAUUAAAAACUCAUCUUAAAGAAGCAUUUGAUGAUAUUGAACGACUUAAAUAUGAAAAUAAUCAAUUACGUUUACACCGAGAAAUAAAUAUAAUACGAGAACAAAAUGAAUCAAAAUUAUUUACAAAUAGUGAUGAAGAAAACUCCGAGAAUGAACUUGAACAGACAUUAUAA